AUGACCAUGACGCCUCCUCUUCUGCUGCUACAAAAGGAAGCGUACUACUGCCUCUAUCGCUACUGCAUCGCUACUGCAACAACAAGCGACUACUACGAGAACGACAAGCGACGCCAACAAGCUUCUUCGGUUCGGCGGAUCGAUCGAUUCUGUCUGCUUCCACAGGGCGCGACCAUGAGGAUGAGGAUGAGGAUCGCUUCCUCUUCCACGGAACGACGACGCACGCCUCUACCGUUAAUGAAACAACAAGCCACUACUACUAAUGCAACAAGCGACGCCUCGACAGCCGUCUUCUUCGAUUCCGGUUCAACAGAACCUCCUUUGUACAUGAUGGCAAACUCAUCAACCAUCAACCGACAAUUCAAAGGCAUCAAUUUUCCUGGAAGACAGGAUAUUCAGGUAGAUGCGGGAAUAAAAUAG
Messenger RNA from Seminavis robusta, 420 nucleotides. The record is from the annotation of a GenBank genome assembly. NCBI's taxonomy places the organism in Eukaryota, Bacillariophyta, Bacillariophyceae, Naviculales, Naviculaceae.